Fusarium oxysporum Fo47 is the source of this 4305-nucleotide messenger RNA. Its product is annotated as F-box protein. Gene Ontology annotation, molecular function: protein binding. Bases 85 to 4221 code for a protein of 1378 amino acids. The transcript has 2 exons. The record is from RefSeq and is a predicted model, not a curated record. NCBI's taxonomy places the organism in Eukaryota, Fungi, Ascomycota, Sordariomycetes, Hypocreales, Nectriaceae.
GAGAAUCAAGGGGCCGGCGCCUCUGGUUUAACCGUCACCCCAGGAGCAUCAACAACCAAUGGUAGAAGCGAGGCCGACGUGCACAUGGCUGAUGACCUGGAUUAUGAGCCCUCAGAUGCCUCUAGCUAUGACCCUGCAGCGGCUCUACUCGAUGCCAUCUCCCAGCCCUCGAAAAAAAGGCGACAGUCAAUAGAUUUCAAGGCUGUCCAGCAAACUAAGAAAGUUAGGCUUGACAAAGCCGAUCUUCCAGGCCUGCCGGCUCAAAGUCUUGUGAAGGAUCGAGCCAAGCAGCUCCCGGAACAGAUAUGGCAACAUAUCUUCACUCUUGUACCACCCAGAGACCUGGGUCGUUUGUUGGCUGUCAACAAACUAUUCCAUGCCUUUCUUAGCCCCCUUUCCACUCAUUCCCCAGUGUGUUAUAAUGAUAGACCGUCAUCCUUUCCUUUACUGAAGCCAGAUGCCAUCUGGCAAGCUUCAAGAAGACUGUUUUGGCCGCGCAUGCCUGCACCCCUAAAGGGGAAAUCGGAGAUUCAGAUGUGGCGUCUCGUUUGUUCUGUGUCUUGCCAACUCUGUGGUUUGCAGAUCCAGAAAAAGCUACCAUCUUCGAACAACGAAGCUUGGUGUCGUGGUCCAGGUCCAAGUGACGUCUGUCCCAUUUUCCCCUUUUGUGUCUUCGCUUGCGGAAAUUGCCUGAAGAAAAAGGGCAUCAAGGAACUAGAACUUCUCUUGUCUUCUUCAUUUCCUUCUGUUCUGCUCCCAGGUCUUCCUCCGGUACUUGUGGAUGCCGAUAUGCAUGUAAUACAUCCCCGUGCCAUACAGGCGGGAACUGUGCCGCCACACAUCCAGGUUACCAAACUCUUCUGGUCGGAGCAUGUUGAACAAAUCAAGCUGGAAUUCGAAAACGUCAAGGCGCUAGGGUCUGCUGCUGCCGAAGAGUGGAUAAAAGGUCUAGAGAUCCGAGGAAAGCAGGCUCUAGCCGAUGCCUCUCGUUGGGAAAAAUGGGCUGGUUCAGGUGGGAUGGCUCAGUUUCAGGCACCGAAGACUGCUGCCAAACCAGAAGCUCCAUUCUCAUUUACGCCUCUGGCUAUUUCAGCUCCCCUUAGUAAGACUUCAUCAGCUCCCGCUCAAUCAAUCGGUGAGCACCAUCGCCAAACACCUGUUGCAGAUGACACCCGUGGAUCAAUGGUGCAAUUGGAGGCUAACCUCCACCCCUUACGCACCCCAGUUCAGCAAAAACGGACGAAGGAGGAGGCGGCUCACCUCAAGGCUCAAAGACGGACCGACAUUGAGAAUCGAGCCAUGCUUCUUGAUCCUCCGUUGACUGCGAAUGUUCUGGCUCAUAUUCCAUCUUUUCAGGCAGCACUUCAACUUAUCACGCCGCUUGAUGAUCACGCAUGGGAACUCUUGAAGCCCCGUCUUCUCGCUCAGAGGGUAGAAGCGGAGCUGCGAGAGAAGCAAAGUUGUAGCAACCUUCAAACACUUGGAGACAAGCUUCCGACGAUGGAGGCUGAUAAAAAGCCCGCUAGGGAACCAAGAGAAGUUACAGACCAGGAAUGGGAUGAUAUCCAGGGGCCCGUUCGAGCGCGCAUAUCGGAAUAUGCAGACGAAAUCAUCGAAGGAUGGAACAACGGCGCCAAGGUCAAGAGAAAGAAUUGUCCACAAUAUGCCGCAGAUGUGCUGCUUUACGUUCGUAAAAGGUUCUAUGCCGAAGUUGCAAAGGACACUGCUGCCACAAUCGCAGCAGGGAAGAAGCCGAUUGUCGAGCCCCUAGAGGGGCCUUGGACUCAACGGUUGACACUGGAGAACAUGAAGUGGGUCUUUGAUGUCAAGGUCAAGCCCCGUACCGAACCUAUGCGCAAGGAGUUGUUUCUUUGUAACAGCUGCCUCGGUGUGAAUGGAGUCUUGAAAUUCUUUGGAUUCGAGGGUGUGCUUCAACACUAUGCAGCCAAGCACACAGCUGCUCUCAGUCUGGGUAAUGUUGUCGUGCACUGGAGAGCGGAGUGGCCAGAAGUGCCUCCUUUUAGUCCUGACCCUCUCGCCAAAGAGAAAGCCUAUUAUGACAACGAGCCACGCAACUCACUCGCGUCAAAUGUUCCAAUUCAACAAAGCUAUUCUGUCUUUCAACCUGGUACACCAGCAGGAUAUGCUCUGCCUGUUUACGGCGCAGAAGCACCGCCAUUCUCGUUUUACAGUUCCAGGCCUCCAAUUCCUCCUGUAUCUGUAUACGGGCAAAAUUCAGCCCAUACCUACGGUCCAUCUUACUCAACAACAACAUAUUACGACCCUGCAACAUAUUCUUCAUACCCAGGACCGUUUUCUUCGGGCAUGGCACAUGGCUCUCAAGGACAAUUGAACAGCUACACAAGACCUCCGGUUCCAGUUCCUAACCCUUCCGAGUUUGUAUCAUAUUCCAACUACUACGAUAGCAAUAACAUCGCCUCAGCCAACAGCACUCAUCAAUACCAACAUGAAAGUUUCAUCAGGAGCACUCAAUCUGUCUGGUCAAAGGUUGGGCAUCAUAAGAAGAUCCCACCUGCAGUUAGGGCUUACGUCGCCAUUUACCAUGCUAACAAACUGUUCGAGGAGUCUGAGAGCGAGAUCCUACCGUUGUCGCUGUUCAUUGAAGCCACGUCGAAAAAUAAGAAAUUACGCAGUCUGAGGGCUCUCAACGGAGUUUCUUGCAAGGUGUGCAACGACGACAACAUAUUUCACGUACCUCAACUCGCCAGACAUUUUGAAUCAGAACAUGUCGAAAAGCCAAGGAGCCAAGGACGAGCACAUAUGGAUUGGCGAACAGAAAUGAUAAAAAUGCCUGAAAACGAGCGAAUGGCUGGACUGGAAAUCAAGACUCGGGGAGACUCUGUCUUGUACACUCUUGUUAAGGAGGCUCUUCCCUGGGCAUUCGAACAAGCCUUCAUAGACAAAUAUGCUUCGAAGCCUGCGCAAACAACACCCGAUAAGACACCACCUCCGCGAGUGUCAGUGCAGGCGCCAGCUCAGAUCUUCACUACUAUGCCAAACAAUCGAUCAAGGGAAGAACGCCAGCAAAGUGAUGUCGGGCAUGUGAGGGAGCAAACGCAGCAGCCGGGUCAUGCGGAUCUGGGAAGUCAGUCCUUAGCAUCAAGUCGACUAGACCUGCGCCUUUCUGCACAUAUCGAGUCUGAGCCAGACAUACCGCAUCUUCGUCCAGCAAGCGAGGUUUAUGGUCGAAAGAUGGUCGGGGCUAGAAGGACACAGGGGAAACCUGCAUCCCAAGCCGCUGAUAGUGCUUCAACAUUUGGCAACUACUCGCCAUCGGACUUCGAAAAGUUUCAAGAUCCACAUAAUAGAAGCAACAAGGUUGACGUCGGGGUCGAGACUGAGCAGGAAGUCACCACUUAUCAUGUUUCAUAUCCCACAGGGCCGCGGAACAAGGCUCAUUGGCGCGAAGAAAAAUCAUCCGAUUACCGUGACGUCCGAGAACAGCGUUAUUCGGACCCAGAACCAGCUAGUCCACGUAACAGAAGCGCAUCGGUUGGCGACCGGCCUCAAGACCAUCAUCCGUUAGUGGCCACCUCGGUCGCUGCAGCACCCAGCUACGCGGAGGUCGAAAGAAGGGGGCGUGAAGAGCCUCAUGUGGCUCAGAACCACCAGAUAGUUGAAGAGGAGGUCAUCUACGUAGAUGAAUCCGGACGGGAGAUUGGAAGAGGUCUUAGAGCCCGAAAUACCCUACCACAGGAAUCCAGAUAUGGCCCGGUCAACGCUGAAAGGUUUGGCGAGCAUGCCCGACCUUCACCCUCAUGGUUUAACAACCAUAACCAAUUCUAUUAUAGAGAACUUAGCCCUCGGUCUCAAUAUGCACCACCAGAACGCCACUUCGAUCCUCCAGCUAAUUCCGAUCAUGUCUAUUAUAAUCGUCACAGUACUCGUCCUCCGCUAGAGCAUUCAGAUGCAUAUGAAGUCGUCGAGGUUAAUCAUCCAGACGGCGACUACUUCAUCAGGCGCCCUGUACGACAGGUUGACAGGCCAUACCAUGCCUAUGAGACUAGACAGCCACGACCAGAGCAGAGCAUAUUCCCUCAACGAGGAAUAGCUCAAGGCCCUUCGGGCUACAACUUGAGUCAUGAAGCAGAUCCUCAUAUUCCGAGUCGGCCUGCUCUUAUGCCUAAUUAUAACGACAACCCACGAUAUCCUUCUUGUGCAACAGGGGGGGCACCAGCGGACCAUGGGAACCAGCGAUGAUCUACUCAAUGCACUCCAGUGUCGUAAUGGAGGAAAGAUGACACCAACUAACUAGUGCCGGUUCGUGUAUACAUAUCCAUAUAU